This is a messenger RNA of Geodia barretti, 2393 nucleotides long. The record is from the annotation of a GenBank genome assembly. Lineage: Eukaryota; Metazoa; Porifera; Demospongiae; Tetractinellida; Geodiidae.
CAGAACAUCUGUUUCACUGCCGCCACCACUCUGGACUGGAUCCCCGGACUCUCGUCUCCCUCGCAACUACUCCUAGAGCUUCGUCUCUCUUCCCUCCCCACCUCCCCUGGGUACAGUAUAACAAGACAGAGUGACUUCCCUCCUCUCUCGUCUGAGCCACGGUUCCUGUCAGUGACUGGAGUUGUCCUCUCUGCCACUCUUCCUUCUGAAUACACUCAGUCGGCAUGUUUCCACUGUCCUGUGGAGGGCUGCAGUGGGAGAGGGAGUCACUAUGUGAGACUCCACGUGGCUGGAUCUAGUGAGGCUGCCACGGUCAGACCGUCGGUCCACUGCCACAUCUGCUCCUCUCCCCUCACUGAAGACCUCUCUCUCAGGACUAUUGCACACAAGAUGGUGGUGAAUGUGGUUCCUUCUCACUCCCUCCGUAACUCCCUCUCCACACCCUCACACCGUCACCAGGCCACACCCAUCAUCAUCAGAGGGGAGCUGUGUGAGGGUGUGAGGGUGGGAGGGGAGUACUCUGUGAUAGGUGUGCCAGUCCACACCCUCAAUGAGUCCUCUUCCAGGGCCUUUGUCUACACCAGACUGGAGAGUCUCUCACUUUCCCUGAAUGCAGCAUGUAGCUACUCUCCCUGGGCAUUCUCUGCCACUCUCGCUUACAGCUUCGCAGCGGAGGUAGUACCACCGGGAGCCUACCACCGCCUGAAGCUGGCACUGCUGCUGAGUCUCGCCAGCUCCUCCACCCCCUCCCCUCUCCACCUCCUCACCGUCGCCACGGAUACCACUCCCCUCCCGGCUCUCCUCCUCUAUGGCAGUUCACUGGCUUCCCGCUCCACACAGCUCUCCUCGACCUCUGACCUCUGGGGAUCCAACAGGAGUGAGGGAGGGGAGGUAGUGAUGGAGGGAGGAGCACUGGUUCUGGCCUCAGGAGGUGUGUGUGUUGUCGGAGACACCAGUCGCCUCAAGAAAGACAAGCUUCAUAGACUCCAACAUUCUCUGGAGGGACGGCAGGUGAGGCUGGGUGUGGAGGGCGGGGCAAGGGGCGUGGUCACCAAGACCUGCCCACUUUCCUGCUCUGUCUGGGCAUUCUCUCCCACCCAACCCAGCAAAGCCUUAGUCGAUUCAGUGGGCGUGGCUGUAUUCUGUGACCCGCCCACAUCGGGCGGAGCUGACUUCCUGUCAGAACUGACGACUCAGCAUCUUCUGGAGCGAGCACGAGGCUCUGCCACGCCCCCUCCCCUCUCUCACUCUCAUCUUCAACUGGUAGAAUUCUCAACUGAUUCUUAACCUUUGCAGAUCCCACACUUUUUUUACUUCGGAAAAAGACCCUCCACAUAAAGGAAACUUCCCUAUAUUAUUAUAAAGGACGCUUUGUUCUGCCCCAUACAAAAUUUUAUAUUGCCAAGGUGUUCCUUAGUUCAAUGUGUUCCCUCCACAGUUGUUGUCGGUAGUGUCAGGGGUGCAGGUCAGCCUCAGUCAGUCGUGUCAGAGUCUCCUCAAGUCAUUCUACCUGGCCAGUCGCAGGCUGAGGUCCUCUGGUCUCCACAGCUGUGACAUGCCACUCAACUCCCUCGAUGUCAUGAGUGGUCUGGCCGAGGCCCAUGCUAGACUCAGUCUGCGGGAAGAGGCAGGGGAAGAAGAUGGAGUUAUGGCCAUUCUCCUCUACGAGGAGUCUCUCACCUGUCGCUAUGGUAACUCUGUACUCCACCUCGUCCCCUCGCCUCAUUUCACAGACACCAACCUGUCAGCCUACCUGGGGAGACAGUUUGAUGAGAAGAUGAAGAUUCUCCACAAACACAUUCUUCAGUUCAGUCAUUCCCCCUCCACACUCUCUCUCCAGCCUGAGGAAUAGCACUUUACUCCAGUCAUCCAAACACAUCAUCCAGUGAUUGUAAAACACAAAUCAUGUAUAAUCCAACUAUCAACUAAUGUUAGAGUUUCUCUGGAAGUCUGUAUUUUGAGAUGAUUUGUGUUUGUCAUUUGCUGUCUUGGUGAUGUACAAUGUGGCAUUUGGCACAAGUCCGCACUCCGCUAACGAGGCAGAGAGGUCAGAGUACACCUGAUGAGUGACUCCGCCCACCAGCUGGUAGGCGGGGCUGGUUGGGAUGGAAGUGGGUGGAGUCUGAGAGAGAAGGUGUGUCCAGACGUCGCCAAUAGUGUCCCCAGUCUUCAUCUUCAUCAGGUAGGUGUGGUCUCCAGACUCCGACCUCACUUUCAGCGUCGUUAGAGAGGGACUACCCACUCUGUGUAUAAUGGUGUGUGCACGUUACAGUAGUAGAAAGUUUUAAAACUUGUGCAGGCCCAACUAUUGAUCCUGGUUGGCAAUGUUCACAGGGAAUAGGCAAUGCUCAGCCAGGUUUGUGUAUAUACGUGUGGAGAAAGAGUUGUACCGU